UUCUCUGUCCCAGAAUGCAGUCUGGUAAACAGACAUGGAAGCACCAGGUGAAGACCUCCACAGAGGCUGAGCACUAAACUCGCUCUUUUCCACCGUCUUCUGUCUCCUUCACCCUGUGCAUCCAGUUGAUAUAUAUCAGCCAGGUGUCAGACUUACGUCUACAGGAUCCAGAGCCUUGAUUUCCUAUCCAGUGUGUGUGUGCCAGCCAGGAAUCACCCAAACUGAUGUGGAUCAUCUGAUUGAGUUUAAAGAUAAAUUCCUUGUUUCUUGUUUUGCCAAGGUAAGAUCUUGCUGCUGUUCAUUUCAAAACUGCAUUGACAUGUGGUGGGUUUUUUAUGUUUCCUCAUAGCUGCAGAAUAAUCAUACCUAGUCAUGUAGUACUUCCAUUACAACGGACCAACACCGAAUACAGUUUCUAUUGUAAAGUAUUCAGUAUCAAGGAAGUGUUCAAUUACAGCAUCAGUGAGUUGCAUCUGAGGAUAUGCUUUAUACUGCUUGUUGUAUUGGGCUUUAAGAUUAGGUUUUUCUUUUUACUAUAUGUGUAUGAAUUGUUUGAAUUUAAAAAAAAGGCCAACAGUGCAGCUGCCCCUCAGUAAGUAUCAAGGAAAUUACAGAAAUUGUGUAAUUUCAAGACUUCUAUGUUGGACUACCUAAUGUUACACAGGUCAUCGUUACUACAGCAUCUGUUCUCUGUAUGUUGCUUAAAAGAUCCAACAUCAGCUGGCUGAUCCAGCGUCUGCUAAUCUGCUUUGUUCUGUUCUUUGAACUCACAAUAGAUUUUGAUUAGACUCACUGGAUUAAAUCAUCUGAGAUGAUUACACGCUUCUGCUGUGUUUGACCAAGUGGCAAAUUUUGGGCUAGAAAAUGAAUCCAACAUGGAUGUGCUAGAUAAAUAAAUGGCCAUUUGAGACUGGCCCCAAAAGCAAGUCAAUCUUUACAGGCUGUUAUGUUAAAAUGUCCAAGUAAAUAACAGUAAGACAUCUUUAUAGCCUGGUACAAAUAAACAGUUUAUGCCUCAUAGACAGGUAAGCCUCUUUCAUAAUGCAUGGUCACUUUGAUUGGCAGGUGUGUGGUGCAGCCUAAUCUAGACUUUUGUGGUUCAGUUUUGGUGAGUGAAAUUCUAGUUUUAUUAGUCUUUUACUUAGUAGUAAUAAGCAGAUAUCUCUGUCUGUGUGCUCCAUCUGUACAGCAGGGCUGUUCUUCGUAAUACCAGUAAAAGUGUCAAAACAUCAGCAAUAUAGCAACACCAUGCAUUUGCAUCCUCCAGCGUGCACUAUAACAAAGAAAGGCCAGGCCUAUCUGAGAGUGAGAACUGUAUAUCCGUCUCUGAUGGUGAUUUUAGUCCAGAUAGUUACAAUCUAUAUGUCAGGAAAAGCAAACAGUGGAUGAGUAUUACUGAUGUAGCUAUGUUGUAGCUGGUACAAGGUCUCUUGGUGACAAUAUUGGUCAGGCUCUUGAUGCUUUACAAGGUUAAGUUAAUUGAGUUAUUGUUAAAUUAAGGUAUUAAGCAGUUAUUUUAUGAUUUAAAUUUUCUUUUGGCUUGCUUUGGUUUACAUUUGGACUAGAGUGCUACUGUUGCUGGCACCUUGUUUCAACAUAUUAGCACUUCAAUUAGGCAGUCUGUCAUCAGUGACAGUAACUCAUUAAAAAAGGGUGGAAAGUACUCUUUGUUUCAUUUAAAAAACAAUAAUAAUAAUAAUGGCACUGUGUGCAAACGGCAGUAAUUAAAAAGAAAAAAGUAUUCAGUAUUUUUUUUACAAUGUCAUAAAUAUUAUCUCAGAUUUCCUGGAAGUAUUCUGAAAUAAUACUGAGUCCAGCUAGCAUUAGCUGAUAACUUAUCACAUUACCCUUUCAUUCACCUAUGGGAGUUUCUGUCUCUAAAAACAAUAAUGACAUCAUGAUUGCUUGUUCCAUCUUUAUAUACAGUCUUACAGUCUGGACAUGGGUAUUGAUUCUGAAAACGAAGAUAAACUCAACAAAAGCUUGAUGCGACUUGAGGACCAGUGGGAGUGUUCAAUUUUUCACCUUACUAGAGCAAAAUCUUCUGUGAGAGGGCAAUCUGGAAUUAACUAAGAGUAUUUACUUAAAGGUGAUUUCAUAAAAACGGCAAGAACAUGAGGAGGGGGUCAAACUGAUAUUGUUUUUUGUUUUUAAAUGUGCUUACAGAGCAAAGUAAAGCAUAAGGUAGCCAAGUAGAGUAGAAAUGUCUGCUGUGAAUCACGGUGUAAAACUGAAAGGGACAGGAAAAAAAAAAUCUUAAAGAACAUAAAACUAGGGAAGACCAGCUGGGCUGGACUAGGCUCCAGUUGAAGAGUUGGCUCUCUACCAAAAUAUCAAUCACCAUAUACUGGAGUGUAUAGAAAGGGGAAUCUCUUCUUCCAAGCCACAGGAAAGAUGCAGCAGUUUUGACCUCUUUCAGGUACAGUAAGCUUGACGUUCUUGUGUGUGUCAGAGGCAUGUUGUCACUACCUUUGUGAUGUUAUUGCUUUUACUCAGCUACUAACAUAUGGUGCUAAUAAGUUACAUAUGCAAAUUAUUUCCUCUCCAGUGAAGCAGUAGUUCUCUAAAAUUAAUGAGUGAGGGUACGUGAAAGGAUGACGGUAAUCACACAGUCCUCCUCCUCUUGAAAUGCUCUUGUUAUGAUCAGUGCACUAAUUGUUAACUGGUUCCUCCCACAAGAAUGUCACAGCUAUGCUGGGCAGAGUUCCUGAAACUACACUAUUGCGAUCAUUUUGCUUUGACCUUACAGAUAUGAUGCUAUGGCAAUAAAGGCAACAGAUGUUUUGAAGAAAUGAAAAAUCUGAGGGCAUGUCAAAUAACUAUAUCCAGUUAAAACAUUAAACCAACUGGCAUCAAGGUUGUUAAAUUGACAUUAUUGUAGUUUCAGUGUUAAAAAAUGCUCUUCAUCACAGUGUUUGAGCACACACACAGCCAGCACAUUCAGGAUGAUGUUUUUAAUUUGCAUUUAAAUGCAUGAUGGUAAAAUUGGACUUUCAAACAGAUUUUUGAGAUCACAAUUUACUAAUACUGUUUUUUUUCCUUCCUUUGUUUGCUCAUUUUGUCUUUUCUUUUAUUUAUUACCAUUUUGUGCUAAAAGGAAAGAGAAGUUUUAAAUGUACUUGAACUAUUUAAGCUCUUCAUCACACCGUGUGAUCACCUGAUUUAUUUGAUGCAGCAGAAACCAAUCAGCAUUUGGUAGGUGAUAGCAGUCAGGAAGACUGACACCAGUUGAUACUGAUGUUCAUCUGAUAAUAUCAGUGCAUUCCUACACUAAACUCUGUACUCGAGAGGGCCAAGGCUUUUUGGAGUACUUGCCAAAUUGGAGUAAGAAUUUCAGGUAGAGGGGUAAAAUGGGUACACAGAGUCCAACACUGCAUGAUUAAUAUUAAAGAUUAAACACCAUAACAGAUGAGAUGUGCCAUUUAUAAGUAAUUUCAGUCAGUGUGUUACACCGUCUUUAUAAGACAUCUGUACUUUUCUAGGUUUUGUUUCUGGCAAGAAUCUAAAAGGAUCCCAGUUCUAGUUUUGUUUCUUUUUUCUCUCUCCUUGUUCAGCUUUACUUAGGCGAGCACAUGCUGUCUGGGUAGAAUGAGAAAUGUUUCAUUUUGAAAGUGAAAGUAAACUUGGUAGAUUAUAACAGACUUUGUAAAUCUGAAAUGCUUAGAAAUUAAAAGGUUUGUGCAUGUCAUUCAAAAAUCUCUGAAGUCUUGCAUUAAUACAUCUUAGACACGUGUUUAAUAGUAACAUGACCCUGUUUUUAUUUUAAAUGGAAUCUAAUGUAACUGACCAUAAUCCUUUUAUACAAAGUCAAUAUCUCUAAAUGUAUUUCUCUCAUAUUUUUCAAAAUAUUGGGAAGCUAAUGCAUACAUUCUAAACAUAAAGUCAUUAUAAUAUAGUAUUUCACUCAUAAGUCACCAGUAGAAAGUCUAUAUAUUGAUAUCAGCUUUAUGGCUCAUACAUUUAAGAUGUUAAAGCUCACAUUUUCUUAGUAUGGGAAGAAAACAAAGAAUCAAUAAUAAAGUAUAAAUAUGUUAUGGUCAGUCAUCUUCUAAUGUCACACCCACAAUUACUAAAAAAGUAUUUAGUAUAUCUUACAACUGUUUAUAUGGAGUCAAAUCUCAAAAGCGAUCCUUAUUAACUAAUAACUUGUGCAUUAAAUUAGUAUUAUUAUAAUCAAUCACAAAUUUGCCUCAAAGCACUGUAUUUGAUAGCAUCGUUAUUCUUAAGUAUAGUUUACAAUUAUUAAAUGUAAUUUACAUUUCUAAAUGAUAGCUAGCGAGUAAGCCACAGCCAAGGGAACCAGCAACCUUCAGCUGAAUCGCCAGCCGGCCUAUUUAUUCGACGUUGAACAGUAUGUUGUGUAAGCUUUGUACUUGUAACGUCAAGUUACCACACAGGGCGAUUUUUUUUUUCUGAGAGGCGGGUUUGCUGAAAACAACACGCGUAUGCCCGUGUCAAUCAGUAUAAAAGUCCUCCUAUCCCGAGCUCUACCAGCGCUGACUCUCGUGUUGUUACAUUGUAGCGGAAAGAAUGUCGGAAAGGGCCGAGGAUGACGUCAGGGGGGAGCAGCGCCGAGCGGCCAGGCAGCAGCUGAAGCAGCAGCAGAUCCAGCGGGGAGAAGGCUCCACAGCAAUGGCGACUGUUGCAGAGCGGAGAUCGUUGCCUAGUCCAGAAAUAAUGCUGGGACAGCCUUGGAGCAGCUGGGUCGACGCCGCCAAACUCCACGGCAACGACGGUGCUGAAUCGGAGGAAAGUUUUAAAGACUUCGGGAAAAAUCGAGAAGCCAUGCGUUUGUGCAGAGAAGACAUGUCCAUAUUUGGCCAGUGUCCCGCACAGGACGACUUCUACCUGGUGAUGUGCAGCCACUGUGGUCAGGUAGUCAAGCCACAAGCCUUUCAAGCACACUUUGAGAGAAGACACAGUUCGGCUAGCAAACCAGCGUCCACCUCGCCGUUUCCUGCGUCUGCCAGGAACCGGAGCAGCGGCAGUGGGAUUGGGCCCGGGGUGGGCUCGGUGUCCGUAGCUGCAGUGGCUACCGGAGGCAUCCUUGGUCGACCUUCAGCUGCUAGCUCAAGCUUACCCUCCUCUUCAUCAUCGUCCUCCAAUCCCAAACUUGUCAAACCAGCCAAAGAGAAGCUGCCAGGCGUUCAGCGAAGACCCCCCUUUGCCCCCUUCAGGAUGAACCAGCCAGAAAAGAUCCUUCCAGCUGUCAAGAUGGACAAGAUGCAUCCGAAGCCGGACACGCCAGCUAAGCCGGCGCAAGCUCCAUCUGCCCCCGCCACCACCUCAUCCUCCUCUACAUCCUCCUCUAGCACCACUGUGAGCUCCAACACUACCGCCAUCACGACCUCCUCAUCAGCCCUAAAAGCAGGCCUUAACUGUCCCUCCAUACCAAAGCCUCCAUUACUGGCCCCAGGCCAGAUUCCCAAUGGCAAGGGCCACCUCACUGUCCUCUCGGAGAAGAAGCAGGACAGCAGCAGUGCGAGUAGCAGACGUCACGUUAACAAGAAAGUCACAGAACGUGAGUUUAAUCCAGAUAUCCACUGUGGCGUUAUAGAUGUGACAUCUCGAAAACCCUGCACAAGAUCCCUAACAUGCAAGACACAUUCCUUAAGCCAGCGGAGGGCGGUGCCAGGGCGGAGGAAGCGCUUUGACACAUUGCUGGCAGAGCACAAGAACAGAACAAGGGAGCGGGAGAGGGAGCGAGAACUCCACCAAAAUCAUUCCCAGCAAAACCCCCCUCUCAGGGACCCACACCCCUCUUCCCACCUCACUUCUGGCCAUGAUGCCCACCAGGUGGCUCAUGGAAACGGCCCAGCCCUUGAUGCCACUAAGCCUUUGCCAAUUGGAAAGCCCAAAUUUCACAGCCCUGGUCUUCCACGACUAAACAGCAGUCACGGAGGUGGUAUUUCUGGAGACUCUGCAGCAGUCCACGAGUCGCUACACCAUCCCCAAAUGACCCCCGAUGGCUUUUCUAGACCAUCCAGUGAUGAGGGAGAGAAUGAGGAGCGUGAGGACAAUGCUGAGAAACUGGACUGUCACUAUUCAGGUUAUCAUCCACGACCGGCAGCUUACUGUACUUUUGGGAGUCGACUGUUUGGGAGAGGCUAUUAUUCCUUUGACCGGCGAUGGGACAAAGUGCGAUGUACCCUCACCACAAUGAUGGAAAAGCAUGUCAACUCCCAAAUGUGGAAGAAAAUCCCCUUAGCCUUGGAGAACUCCUCCUCUGUUGCACCCACCCAUAGGACAAGCACAAAUUCCCACUGUAGCACUCCCUCUUCAGGCUUCCUGGGCCCUCCUGCCACCUUGCCCCAGACUCCUUACAGCCAAUCCUACGAGGGCAAGUCAGUGCUCUCCUAUGGGACCACCUUAAAUGCCCGCAGCUCGCCGCAGGGUGGGGCUGAGCACCCGGCCUAUGGCACCACACAAGCCCGACAAGUGUCUUCGUCGCCGCAGAUGCCUUCAGCCCACUUGUCCUCAUCCUCUUCUUCUUCAGCUCCUUCCCUAACCUCAGGCCGGGUGCCUAAGUCCCGUUCCUCUGGCAGCAGCACUACCAAAUCGUCAUCAUCUUUUAAGCCCAAGGAGAGCUCGUCUGGCUCCUCCAUAACCGUCAUCCCCAACGCCACCAGUGGAGGAAGCACUGGAGCCAACAAUACCAGUAGCGGCGCUAGCUUCAGCUCGGGGAAGAAGAGGAAGAACAGUUCUAUCCUCUCUUCAUCCCAUGGCUCCACUGAAUCUUCCUCUUCCAAUGCCAACUUCUCUUCCUCCUCUUUUAAGAAGAACUGUGCAAAUGUCGGCAGCUCAGGGAGCACCUACCACCACAGCUCAUUAGGUCCUUCGUCCUCAUCGUCAUCCUCCUCCCAUAGUGGGGUUCACAGUGUGGGGCUUAACUGUGGGCCUACUGUGCGAACAAACUCCCUUAGCCUCAAGGCCGAGCUCUCUGGCAGUUCCGCCGGUGGCUCCUCUGGGCCACCAGCACGAGGUCCUCCCUCGGGCAGCCCUGCAGAGUCCAUCAAGCGUAUGAGCGUGGUAAUGAACAGCAGUGACUCAACACUUUCAUUGGGACCUUUUGUCCACCACCAAUCCUCAUCUGACCACCACACCAGCUUUAGUCACCACUCCUCAGACGGGCGCCUGGAGGCCAAGAAGCGCAAAAGCGCUUCUGCCUCCAGUGGCGUAAAUAGCGGAGGUGGGGAAGGUGGGCUCGGAGUAGGAGGUGGGGGGCCAGGACCAGGUAGACCCAAAGUGGCCAAGUCACCUGCCAUUAACAACAUCCAUGGGAAGCAUGGGCGGAGUAUACCAGGGACACCGGGUCUACCCAACAACUCUCAUUUACAUCAGCCAAAGGCUCGUCCCUGACAGUGGUGUCCGGCUUCAGUGUAUGAAACUGGCAGGCGGGCGGGAAAUAAUCCAGAGUGGUCCGCAUACUGCUCUGGAAUGCAUGAGGCCUUCUGAAAUCAAAUCCACAUUACUCUCAGCUUCCCACAAUCCUCAGGGUGGAGAUAAUUUGGACUGCCCAAUGAUGUAUAUGUGGUCCUUACCGUUUCUCCCAAAGCCAUGUGUGUGUGAGGUGUGGGCAGGGGGAACUGAAUGGGGGAUAGCGUGGAGCGCCAGGGAUCUAAUGCGCAAGCCAAGGAUCCCCCCCCCACGCCACUGUUGUCCCAGUAUUCUGAGAGGUCUUCCUGUUUGGUCGGAGGAACAAUUGCAACAGCCAUCGGUCUCUUAUCCUGUAGUUCAAAGGUCAUUGGGUUCAGGUUAAGGGCUGCUGCAACAAGCCGUCAUGACACUGAGCAACUGGGGAGACAACGAGCAGAUCUCUUCCGUGUUUGUUUAAAAAAAGAAAAGAAAAAAAAGAGUGUGUGUGUGUGUGUGUGUGUGUGUGUGUGCUUAUGUGUGUAUGAGUAAUGUUUUUUCUCAUGUCAAAUUCUGCUGGACUACUGGAAUUUCCAACUUAAUUACACCCCCAGCGCCUGAUCUCAGAAGCCUUGCAAGCAAAGCAGUAGGAGAAGCAAACUGUUACUUGCAAAAACCUUAAGAAAAAUACACACAAUCACCUUGUUUCACUUCUUGUUAGUGUGAUUCUCCCUGGCGACAUGUUGAGUUACCUCGGGUAACAUGCAGUAGCCUGAGACGAGCCCGUAGGGAUGAUCUGGUCACUUCUUUUAUUACCCGGAAUAAUUAUGCAAGUGUUACCUUUCUAUGAUUUCUUAUGAUCUUUUUACACUGAACUACAAUGGGGCUUUGUAGACCUGGUGAAGACGGUUGUGCUUUUAAAUGUGAAAAGGACACCUGAUGUGCCCAUUCGAUUGGAUCUUUUGUCAGAGAGGGAGAGCUCGGUCUCAAGGAAGCCUGUUAAUUUUCGGAAUCUUUUCAGCGUGCAAAAUGAUAGCCACAGUAGACCUACCACCAACUGUGAACAGCACUAAAUAACUACUUUCUCCACAGGCACUGCUUUAGUUGUCCACAAAGCAAGCCAAAAAGCUGCUAUCAGCUUUGCCAACUACUUUUUUUUUUUUUUUUUUUUUUUUAAAAGUAAAAGGUGGGCAGUCUUGCUUCUGAAGCGGUGAUGGCGCAUUUGUGGAUUGAAGAAAAUCUGUGCAAGCUGUAUAACUAUAGCCACAAGUUACUUACACCGCUGAGUGAAUUCCACAGCUGUAUGUGGGCAGAUGUGAAUUGUAUUUUAUUUUAUUUUUUAAACAUAGGGAAUCAGGUAUGGUACGUCUUAACUGGAGCAAACUUGCACGUCACCUGUCUUCUGUGGGUAUGAUUGUCCCUCCUGUGUGUAACCACUACCCAAGCUCUGGACGUUACAGUUUGAAUGCCUCGCAGUAACACUAUGUUCAGAAGAGAUUUGUCACAGUAGACGAGGCAUUGUACUCUUGUUCCGCUGUCAAAAUAGUCUUAAAUCAGGCAAUACUUGCCCCACUCGUUGGGAAAUAGCUUAGGUCAAGAGGUCUCGGGGACGAGCGUUACAGUGUGAGAUUCAUGGAGAUGGCUUCACUGGAUAUAGAUCUUAGAUCUUUUGGCAACACCUGUUUUAUGGAACCUCCACUGAUGUCAAUUAGUGUGGAAAACCUAGUACUUUUUCUUUUUUUUUAAAUCUUCAGUUAGCUUUUUUUCUUUUCUUGUAGCCUAUGUAUCAAACAAGUAUUGAAGUAUCCCUAUUUGAGAAAACAUAUUUUGUUAACAAAUUGUACAUAGUUCAAAUAUGUAUUUUUGCACAGGCAUUUUUUUGUACACGCAGAAUUUUUGGUACAAUUUUGAAAAAUUAUUUAUUUAGUAAAAAACAAAAAACAAAAAAAAGAAAGUCAGAGAACAUGACUAUUUGAAGUGGUUCACUGCCAAGUCUAUAUAAUGCAAUAUGCCUAUAUGUGGAAGCUGAAGCAUCUCAUGAAUCGUGUACUGGGAUCCUUUAGGGAAAGAAGUGUUGUCACUGUAGCAUGUGUCUGUAUGACAGGAAACCUUUAUUCACUUUUCAAGGUCUCAAUCACAUGUGCUUUUACAACACAUUUUAUGUUGCCUACAAAUUAACAAAAUAAGUUACUCUGUGACCCAAUUAGCCUGUGAUUCUGCGAUGUCGUGCAGGCUCGAAGCUGUGCCCCCGCUGUCUAACCAUCUUUCGUGGACUCUUCAGUCGUAACACUUUGUAAACCUUAAACACAUUUCAUGAUUGAAACAUGUUCUUUUAUUCCAAAAAAGAAAAUAGGCUGAAGGGACUUCAGAAAUUAUUGCAAGGAAUAGGAACAUUUUUGCGGUCCAACUGCUCGCGUCGUUGUUGCCAAACGAGUAAUUUGAAUCACAGCUUUUAAAGAACGCGUUGAGCAGCUCUUAAAAGAAAUAUCAAAUUAAGAAAGUGCCUGAAUUUGUUUCAUCCCAACUGUUUGAGGACAGUAUUUGUUGGGUUGUUUUUCCCCUUACUUGAAUGUUCAAAGUAUUUAGGGGAUUUGGCUUUAAGUCUGCCUCUGAACCCUAAAUGUAGUGGAACUUGAGCUUGUCAGCUGCCCAUUGCGAAACACUUGUUCUGUUUUUGUUUUCCAUUGAGAUUUUCUUAGCAUCGGUGUGUGGCCUAAGCCCCCUCCGGGUUAUUAGGGUUUGUAUUUAAAAACUUCACUCAAGUGUUUUGUUUACCCUCGAUCUCUACUGACAUCUCGACUUUGUUUCCAGUACAAGGAAACAUUACGAGGAUGUUUUCUUUCUUAGCACCGUAGACUUGGAAUGUGAAAGUGAGAGAAAAUACAGCUUGUCUGGGAAGAAAAAAAUAAAACCACCAUUCAUACUAUGUAAAA
Molecule: messenger RNA, 10286 nt
Organism: Haplochromis burtoni (Burton's mouthbrooder)
Lineage: Eukaryota; Metazoa; Chordata; Actinopteri; Cichliformes; Cichlidae
Product: ataxin-7
Exons: 12
Coding region: 4531-7359 (942 amino acids)
Source: RefSeq, a predicted model, not a curated record